Molecule: messenger RNA, 1776 nt
Organism: Closterium sp. Naga37s-1
Lineage: Eukaryota; Viridiplantae; Streptophyta; Zygnematophyceae; Desmidiales; Closteriaceae
Source: the annotation of a GenBank genome assembly
AUGCGUACGAGCGGUAGUGUAGCUCUGUCGCUGCCGGAGCAUAGAGAGUUGCUCUAUAAGGAGGAUUUGCAGGGGGUGCUGGAUGCAGCAGGGGUGGGGAAGGUUGGGGAGGUGCGCGAGUGGGUGGGGGAUGAGAGUAUGGGAGAGAGGAUGGAGGAGGAGGAAAAGGGAAGAGAUAGUGCCAGCAGCGCUGGUAGCACGAGUGCCAACACCACGAGUACCUACACUGACAGCAGCAGCAGCAGCAGCAGCAGCACCACCACCAACAGCAGUUCUAGCAACUCUCUAUCUCGACCACUACAGCUGAAGGAGAUCACUCCAGGGGGUGCUGACGCAGGGGGUGCUAGCGCAGGGGCAGAUGGGGCAGCAGCGGAGGCACUGUGUCCGUCUGAAGGCUUUCAGUCUGCAGUGCAUGAUGCGAUUGAAGGGUACGUUCCUCGGCAUGGGACGUGUGACGAGGUGUUUGCAGCGAACGUGGGGAUGGACGGGUGGGUGGGGGGCGAGCAGGAGAAUGAUAGGGGCGGUAUGGGGGUGGGAGUAGGGGAUGGUGGGACGAUAGACGCUGCACCUGCAGCAGAAGCAGGGGAAGUAGGAGGAGCAGGAGCAGCAGGAGGAGUAGGAUCAGGAACAGGAACAGGAACAGGACCAGCAGAAGUAGCAACAGGGAAAGCAGAAGCACGAGGGGCAACAGUGACAGCAGCAGAAGCUGAGGGGCGAACAGCAGAGCUGCGACCAGCUUUAAAGAAAGCAGUACAUGGUGAGAAGGGCGGGCGGGCAGUAGGCAUGCCGAGGGAGGAGGGGAGACACGUGACCUGGGCGGCAGAUGACAGGCUGGCAGUGGCACAGACUGAAGGGAGGGGAGGAAGAGGGAGAGAAGGGGCGGGUGGGGGAGAGCAAGAACCAGGGAGCGCAGGACAGGAGGAGAGGCGGGGAGAGGGGAGUGUAGCAGGGGAGAGAGGUGGGAUGAAGCGGGGAGGUGGGAGGGGGAAGAAGCAGGGAGCAGUGAGAGAGGGGGCAGUGAGGGAGGGGAGCAGUGGGAUGGUUGACAGAAGCGAGGAUGGCGUGGAGGGGAGAGUAGGGUGGGGAGUGGAGGGAGGGGCAGAGGCAGCAGCAGCGGGUCGCUGUGGAUGGUUUGAGCCUCCUCCCCCUGGCUUCAUGAUGCAGCUCCCCUUUCACUGCUCUCUCCUCAUGGCUCUUCAGGAGUGGGUCACGGCUGACUCACUUUGUCUCAUCUACCCACCACAACCACCAGCACCUUCAGCACCACAACAGCCAGCAGCACAGCAAUCACAGCAAUCAGCAGCACAGCAAACACCAUGUGUGGAAUCAAGCCUGGAAGCAAACGGGUGGGAGUAUCCCGCUCUCCUGGGUUCCGUGAAUGAUCCUGCCAGAGCUGCUGAGAUUCGGAGGACUCUUGGAGAUGGUCUGGGAAGGGAGACGGCAGGAGUGGCGGAAAGUUUAGGGCUGCUGCUGCCUCUGUCGACUGUAGAACAUGCACUGACUCGUCUGCUGGCCACUUUUGCCUUCCGCUCGCCCCUUGCCUCCCUCCGCCGCCCCCACUGGCAACUGCUGCUGCUGCUUCUGCUCGAGGCUCUGUCAGUCAACUGCCUGCCUCCAGCUGCUUCAGAUGCACUCAACACACACCAGCAUCAAGUAUACAAGGUGGGAGCAGCAGCAGGUGUGGACAGGGACAACUACCUCUUGCUCCGGCAGAUGCUGCUUCCCAGGGGGCCUUCAGUUAGCAACCCGAACCAAAACACAAGCGCUGCUGCUUAG